Molecule: messenger RNA, 286 nt
Organism: Staurois parvus
Lineage: Eukaryota; Metazoa; Chordata; Amphibia; Anura; Ranidae
Source: the annotation of a GenBank genome assembly
UUAGAUUCCACAGCAGGGGCAGACUGACCAUUUGGAAACUCGGGCACUGCCCGAGGGCCAGGGGUCAGUAAAGGGCCCCAUGAGAUGCCCCUGGUACCUUUUUCAUAGGCUUUUUUGAGUUUGGGCAAGGACACAGGGGCCCCAUGAUCCCCUAUUGCCCGGGGGCCCCAUGAGUUGUCAGUCUCCCCCUGUUCCACAGGUUAGGGUUUUGAGUGUGAACCUUCGCACGCUCAGAUCCAAGAUUGAGUGUGCGAAUGAUGACAGAGCAAUUGAACAUGAAAAGGGA